Molecule: messenger RNA, 1434 nt
Organism: Emiliania huxleyi CCMP1516
Lineage: Eukaryota; Haptophyta; Isochrysidales; Noelaerhabdaceae
Exons: 6
Coding region: 45-1280 (411 amino acids)
Source: RefSeq, a predicted model, not a curated record
CUCGACGCCGCUCCCAGGGAACCCAGGGCCGCACGUAUACGCAUAUGCCAGCCCUCCCCGCCCUCGCGUUGUUCUCCGUGGCCACUCCCGUCAUGCGGCCGACGCCUCCGCUGCGUCCGUGCACCGUCGUCGUCGCGGGCGCCAACGGCCGGGUCGGUUCGAUGGUGUGCCGCCAGCUCCUCCGCACGCAAGAAAAGGUGACAGUCCGCGCCCUGGUCCGCUCGGCCGACCGCGUGGAGGAUUACGCGCGGCUGUCGUACGAGGUCGGCGCGGAGGACGCCCGCUACGCACUCCGGCCGGCGUGGGCCCUUGCGCCCGAGGAGGACGGCGGCGGCUUCUCGUUCGAGACGCAGUCGCAGUUUGACGAGACGGUGCAGAGUGGGUACGGGCUGGACCGGCUGGAGCUGGUGCCGUGCGAGCUGCGCCACGAGCCCGACUUGCGCGCGGCGCUGCGAGGAGCGGUCGCUCUCGUCUGGUGCGCGUCCGAGUUUGAGCCGCUUACGCGGCGGCGGCUGCCGGGCAGGCUGGCUGACGCCGCGAGCUCGAUCGGGCGGUUCGGCGCGGACCUGUUUGAGCUGCGGCUGCCCGGCUUUGGGCGCGGGCAGAGCGGGCGUGGCGAGGGGGGGCGUGACGAGGCGGCGGAGGCAGAGGACGAGGAGGCGCGCGUCGCGCGCGCGUCGUCGGUCAGCGCUUUUGAGGGCGCGAUCGACGACGACGGCGUGGCGCUGGCCGCGGCGACGGUCGCUGACGAGAUUGGACGCCGCGCUCGCAUCGCCGCCCUCACCGGAGGAGGCGCCGGCGGCCCGGCGGCGGGCGAGGGCACGCCGACCCCGUUUGUGCUGGCGUCGGGGUCGGCGGCGCUCGGGUACGACGUCGCGGGCGACGAGCUGCAGGAGAAUGAGUUUGGCUUCCGCAAGCGGCGAGGCGAGGCGUCCGCGCGCGCCGCGCUGCGGAGGGCGGGCGUGGCCUUCUCCGUCGUGCGCUCCGCCGCCAUCGACGCGUCCGCGCCCGGCAUGCUGCUCGGCGAGGGCUUGCCCCUCUGCUGGGCCGCUGCGGACGUCGCCGAGGAGGACGGCGAGCUCGCCGAGGAGGGCGCCGCGGGGCGCAGGCAGGAGGAGCUGCGCGGCAGCCUGAUCGCUCCGCGCGACCUAGCGGCCGCGCUGGUCGAGGCGCUGGCGGGCGGCGCGCCGGAGGAGGGCGCUGAGACGAGGGAGGUCUGGACGCAGACGGGCAAGGAGCGCGCGGCGGCGAAGGAGCGCGCCCUCUCCGGGUCCGCGUGAGAGCAAGGGCGGCGGCGCCAAGGAGGGCGGAGCGGGAGGCGAGGCGCGUCCGCGCUCGUGAAUGUGUGCCGGGACUGGAGAGAAGACAGUGAGAGUCGUGAUUUUUUGUUGGUUUUGUCUGAGUCUGUCCUCGCAACAUCGAGGAAAUGGGGCU